Molecule: messenger RNA, 1636 nt
Organism: Candoia aspera
Lineage: Eukaryota; Metazoa; Chordata; Lepidosauria; Squamata; Candoiidae
Gene: AGPAT1
Product: 1-acylglycerol-3-phosphate O-acyltransferase 1
Exons: 7
Coding region: 26-832 (268 amino acids)
Biological process (GO): phosphatidic acid biosynthetic process
Cellular component (GO): membrane; endoplasmic reticulum
Molecular function (GO): 1-acylglycerol-3-phosphate O-acyltransferase activity
Source: RefSeq, a predicted model, not a curated record
GAAGCGGGGCACGCAGCCAGAGACAAUGGAGAUCUCGGUGGGCCAGUGGCUCCUCAUCCUCGUCCUGGUGGCUGUCCCACUUCUGUACGAAUGGAGUGCCACCUUCAAGUAUUUCUGUAAGAUGGCGUUCUACAACGGCUACAUCCUCUUCCUGGCCAUCAUUGUCAUCCCUAUCUGUGCAGUCCGUGGGCGCAAUGUGGAGAAUAUGAAGAUACUACGCUUCAUGCUGCUCCAUGUGAAAUAUCUGUAUGGGAUCAAGAUUGACGUGCGGGGGACUGAGAACUUCAACAUCAAGCAGCCAUACGUGGUGGUGUCCAACCACCAGAGCUCCCUCGACUUGCUUGGGUUGAUGGAGGUGCUGCCAGAUCGUUGUGUGCCAAUUGCCAAGAAGGAGCUGAUGUACAUGGGCACGGUGGGAUUGGCGUGCUGGCUGGGAGGCAUCAUUUUUAUCAACCGCAAGAAAACCGAUGAUGCCAUCAGCGUCAUGUCUGAGGCUGCCCAAACUAUGCUGAGCGAAGAUGUUCGGGUCUGGGUGUUCCCUGAGGGUACCAGGAAUCACAACGGCUCCAUGCUGCCCUUCAAACGGGGCGCCUUCCAUUUGGCUGUGCAAACCCAGGUUCCCCUCAUCCCUGUCGUAAUCUCGUCGUAUCGAGAUUUCUACAGUAAGAAGGAUAGGCGCUUCACUACAGGGCGCUGCACAAUCCAGAUCUUGUCCUCGGUGCCCACGAAGGGGCUGAGAGCCGACGAUGUGCCAGCCCUGACAGAUCGAGUGCGCCAAGCCAUGUUGGUUGCUUUUGAGGGCCUUUCGGCGGAGCUGGGUUCCCCACAGUGACCCCCGCCACCACUUUCCCCCAGCGUCUGGCCCAGGAGCACUAUGGCGUGUGACUGGGAGCAGCUGGCACCCCCAGGCAAUCAACGUAAAGAUGACGGGGCCAAGACAGAAGAGGGCAGCGCUUCGGAGGGGAGGGAAGUGGAAUUGGAACCGGAUGGGAACAGCACCCUGCAGCGAAGGAGGUGGACUUGAAAUGAAUGGGGAGGGGGCUGGUCCCAGCCACACUUGUAGGAAGACCUGGGAGUAGAGUUGACCCUUGUUGCCCUCUUCACUUCCGGACCAGAGUUCUAACCCAGUUUUCUCCCCCAGGUAGGUGGUACAGUCCCAUCCCUGCCUCCUCCUCCCCACUCCCCCGUUUUGUUCCCGUGAACUGUUCCAUUUAAGCUUCUUGGACUUGGCCACUGCGCUCCUCACGGGGGGAAGUUUUUUUCGGGCUGAACCACGGACCCCGGAGCAACGGAGCCAUCCCUUGAAUCCUGCAGAGGGAGCCGUGGGCCAGGUUGACCCUUGCUUCAAGGACCGGGAAACCUUGGUGAACAUCCGAUUCAGGGCAAUGCUGUGGGCUGGAGAUGCCCCAGCUGUUCGCGGAGCCUGUGCAUGGGAACUUUGGACCCUCAGGUUGUCUGCUCUCAACCACCUGGGGAAGGAGCAAGCCAGAGGGAGCCGCUCCGAGGAGGAAGCCGCUGACCAACCCAUCAGGACCUGUGAUCGAUCGCAAAGGGUCGGGGUCGCUCAGCCCGACCCAGCUCCAAUCAUGGACCGGAUCAGAUCCUUCCAGGAAGGGGGCCUGCAGGGAGGGAAAGG